AUGGAGUUCGUGGUGGUCAAGUUGAAGUGUAUUCACAAUGCAAUACUUGGUCGACACGGCAUCUCCCAAGCAGCCGCUAUCAUAUCAAUGAACCACUUGAGCAUGAAAUUUCACACGCCCAACGGGAUUGGAGUGGUUCGAGGAGACCAGCGAGCUACCCGUCAGUGCUACGUACAGGCUGUCAAGCAAUCCGAUCGUGAGGACACGAGGAUUCACACCAUAUCUCAACAAGUCGACCAAGGAGAAGAUAAGGAGAAACCGCAACCAGCUUCAGAGAUGGAGGAGAUCAUGCUCGACCCUAGCCGGCCGGAGCGAGUUGUCAAGAUCGGUCGAAACCUUCCGGUCGGUCUAAGGGAGGACAUUAUCAAAGUUUUACAGAAGUUCAAGAAUAUCUUCGCUUGGGGACCGGAGGACAUGCCUGGUGUCGACCGGUCGGUUAUAUGUCACCGAUUAUCCAUUCAUCCGGGUUUCAAACCGGUCAAGCAGAAGAAGAGGCAUCUAUCAAGUGAAAGAAGAGAGUUCGUGAAGAAGGAGACCGCCACCCUCUUGGCGGUCGGGCACAUCCGAGAAGUUCUCUACCCGGAGUGGUUAGCUAACGUAGUCCUUGCACCUAAACCACCUACAUGGAGGAUGUGCGUUGACUACACUGAUUUGAACAGAGCCAGUCCGAAGGAUCCGUAUCCCCUACCAAAUCCUGACCAGAUGGUUGAUGAAACGGCCGGAUGUGAGCUGCUAAGUUUCAUGGACGCCUUCAAAGGCUACCACCAAAUUUUUAUGUGCAAAGAAGAUGAAGAGAAGACUGCUUUCAUAACCCCUGAAGGAGUAUUUUGCUACGUGGUGAUGGCUUUCGGUCUACGGAACUCUGGAGCCACCUACCAGAGGAUGGUGAACAAGUUGUUCAAAGGAUUGCUCGGGUCGACAAUGGAGGCGUAUGUGGACGACAUGCUCGUCAAGAGCCAAUCAAAAGAAACUCAUCCUACUGACCUGGCCCGAGCAUUCCGGGUGAUGGAAACUUUCAACCUGCGUUUGAACCCAAGUAAGUGUGCUUUUGCUGUCCAGACGGGAAAAUUCUUAGGGUUCAUGAUGACGGGGCGGGGGAUCGAGCCAAACCCCAAGAAAGUUAGAGCGAUCAUGGAGAUGCAACCCCCCCGGUCGGUCAAAGACGUUCAACGACUGACCGGUCGACUAGCAGCACUCAGUCGUUUCCUAUCUAAAUCAGCUGAGAAAUCUCUACCUUUCUUUCAAAUACUGAAGAAGUCUAAUGGGUUCGAAUGGACACCAGCAUGUCAAUCGGCGUUCGACGACCUGAAGGCCUACUUGAGUUCAUCACCAGUUUUGUCCAAGCCGGAGAAAGAUGAGAUACUCUCCAUCUACUUGGCAGUUUCUGACCAGGCAGUCAGUUCAGUGCUCGUACGGGAGGAAACCAAGGGAGUCCAGAAGCCGAUCUAUUAUGUCAGUAAGGCUCUCCAAGGACCAGAGUUGCGAUACACCAAGUUUGAGAAGACCGUAUUUGCACUCUGGGUGACCGCCAGGAAACUUGCAGCCUACUUUCAAGCCCACCCGGUUGUAGUUUUGACCGACCAACCACUUGGAACGAUUCUCAGAAAUCCAACGUCGUCGGGGCGGCUGAUCAAAUGGGCCAUGAUGCUUACCCAGUUUGCGAUUGAGUAUAAGCCGCGCCCUGCCAUCAAAGCUCAAGCGUUGGCGGACUUCAUUGUUGAGUGUACCGCGCGGGACCCUGAGCCCGACCGCCCGACCGCCUUGCAGGAACCAUGGUGGGAAGCCUCUACUGACGGGUCGUCCAGCAAGAAAGGAUGCGGCGGAGGAGUCGUGCUUACAUCUCCUGAAGGUUUCAAAAUUUAUCAAGCUUUGAUCUUUAAGUUCCGACCCACCAACAACGAAGCAGAGUAUGAAGCACUCUUAGGCGGAGUACGGUUGGCUAGGCAGAUGAAGGCCGACCGACUGAGGUUACGGUCGGAUUCCCGGUUGGUGAUCGGUCAACUAUCUGGAACGAUCGAAGCGAAGGAGGAACGCAUGAUACAAUACAAGGACGUUGCCCUAGAGUUGUUACAACAGUUCGACAAGUAUGAGUUGAUCCAGGUGCCUAGAACGGAGAACACAGAUGCUGACAUGUUGUCCAAAUUGACACAGGAGGCCCCUGAGUACGUGUCUAAGAUCGCACGAUUUGAAGAGAUCGGGUCGCCGAGCAUUGAUGUUAUUGAGGUCCGACCGGUUGAGAUAAGCGAGCCAGAUUGGAUGUACGAUUUGAAAAAUUACAUUGCUAAUGGCACCUUACCAGAUGACACCACCAGGGCGAAGAAGGUCAGACUGAGAGCACCACGCUUCCAAUUGAUCGAUGGCAAACUCUACAAGCGGUCGUAUGGCGGACCGCUCUUGAGGUGUCUGACCAACGAUGAGGCCAAGAUUGUGAUUGAGGAAGUUCAUGAAGGCAUUUGUUCGGCUCACCAAGGACCAAGGACGCUGGCGCAAAAAAUCAUCCUGCUAGGAUACUAUUGGCCCUCAAUCAACUUGGAUUGCGAACAGUACGUUCGACGAUGCGCUACUUGUCAAGAAUUUCACCGAUUGCCCGGUCGACCAGCCACAUAUUACCAACCGAUCAGCGAGGUAAUACCCUUUACAAGAUGGGGAGUUGAUUUGAUCGGAGCAUUCCCAAUGGCAGCCGGUCGGAAGAAAUAUGUGAUCGUGGCCAUUGAUUAUUUCACCAAGUGGGUAGAAUAUGUGAUCGUGGCCAUUGAUUAUUUCACCAAGUGGGUAGAAGCAGAAGUCGUGGCCAUUGAUUAUUUCACCAAGUGGGUAGAAGCAGAAGCCGUGGCCAUUGAUUAUUUCACCAAGUGGGUAGAAGCAGAAGCGCUAGCAACCAUCACUUCGCAGCAGUGCCAAAAGUUUCUCUUGGAAAAGGUAAUCACUCGGUUCGGGGUUCCGGUCUACCUAAUCACUGACAACGGGACGCAAUUUGAUAGUCAGCCGUUCAAAAGCUUCAAGCCACUUGCAGCUGGUGCAUUAAAUGCGUAG
Ipomoea triloba (trilobed morning glory) is the source of this 3033-nucleotide messenger RNA. RefSeq lists its product as uncharacterized. Lineage: Eukaryota; Viridiplantae; Streptophyta; Magnoliopsida; Solanales; Convolvulaceae. The coding region runs from base 1 to 3033 and encodes 1010 amino acids. The record is from RefSeq and is a predicted model, not a curated record. Gene Ontology annotation, molecular function: nucleic acid binding; RNA-DNA hybrid ribonuclease activity. Gene Ontology annotation, biological process: DNA integration. The transcript has a single exon.